CCUUAGCCUUAUACUGUUCUUUCUUACAUAACAACACUGUUCUAAAUGGGAUCAAAAACCAACCCUCAGUAUAAAUAAGUUGCUAAGACUCAACUUUCAUGACAAACAUAAAUGGCGAUCUCAUGUAUCACCCCUCUCUCCCCAACUUCCCCGUACGAGCCUGAAGCAGAGUCCUUUCACCUUUGCUGACCUGUGGCCUGGGACUAAGUUGCAAACAGCUGCAGGGUGGGGAUGGGAUAGCUGAUGGUUAAGGAUUUAAAUCUAGAAUUAUAAAACAUGGAAACAGUAUUUCAAAGAUAGACAUGGCUCCUAUCUCCCAACUGCACACAAACACUACAGACCACGAGCAGAUCCCAGAGUCUUCCAGAAGGUGGGUACUGCCUGUUUGUUGCUCUGUUCCCUUUCAGGGAGGUGCUGCAGGUGUCUCUUCUGUACCUCCGUGUCAUCAGUGCCUGUGGAGAUGGCAAGAUCCGCAUUUACAACUUCCUCAAUGGGAACUGUCUGAAGGUGAUAAAAGUCGAUGCCAGAGGUGACCCCGUGCUAUCCUUCUUUUAUCAGGGCAACAGGAUGGUGGUCCAGACGGACAGCAAUAUCCUCAUGUUCCAGUUUGAAAACGUAAAGUGGCAGUACACCAUGGACAAAACCAAAACAAAGAGGAGUAAGGAUAAGGAGGAGGAAAGGGAAGAAACCAGCAUUGGGGAUGGGCAUUCCAAGUCCAGCACUCAGGUUCAAAGUCUGAGAGAUUCUGUGUCCAGUAAACAGACUAUGGCCCAGGAAUUCUCAUUAAAUAAACCUCAGAAGUCUCAAGUUCAUCUGAAGCCAAACAAGAAGCUCUCUUCAGAAGCAGAUGAUGGGCCAAGUCCUGGAGAUCAAAUCAGUCUUCCAAAGAAAAAGUUCUGGAAAGUCCCUAUGACACCUGACCGAUUCCUUCUGACUAUCAAUGCUCUGCAAGAAGCCCACAAUUCUGAAGAGUUUGCUUAUCCCCACAGGCCCCGAACUCCAGUCAUUGAUGCCUGGGGGCCUUCUAUUCCGUAUCCAAGGAAGGUCCUAAGUUUCAAAGGAAAAUCAACGCAACAUGCAGUUGAUCAGCUGCGAUCCAGCAACCUUUCCACCGAUGUGAAACAAACCAAUAUUCCCCUGGAAAUUCAGAAACUGCAGCCCAACUUGAAAAAGUCCUUGCAUAGUCCCAGAGUCCAGUCUACCAUACCCCAGCCCAUACUUAUCCAUUCCAGAAUUUCUGAUAGCCCAAGGGAUGAAGAGCACUUGACCAGUUCAAUUGACGGGGCAAAGCGUCGUGUGGGCCCCCUGACCAGCAUGCAGGUCAUUAAACCAAACCGAAUGCUCGCUCCUCGGGGUGGCAUAGCCACCCUGUCUCUCAAGAAAGAACGGCCACGUUUCUACACAACCCUGGAUCCUCUUAGACUGAACACUGGGUUCAUGCUGUUGACUGUGAAGGAGGAGAAAGAAUAUGGAGAAGCCAAGAUGAAGGAAUAUCAAGCCAGUGAAUCCACUAAAGUAGUCGACCCAGGUAAAGCCAGCAAAGCUGCGUGGAUUCGUAAGAUCAAAGGCCUGCCUAUCGAGAAUUUUAUGAAGCAAGGGAAAACAGCGGCCCCUGAACUUGGACAAAAUGUGUUUAUCUGAACCAGGCUUGGGAAAUUACAGCACCAUUACAACAAACAGAAAACCAA
This is a messenger RNA of Onychomys torridus (southern grasshopper mouse), 1688 nucleotides long. RefSeq names its product F-box/WD repeat-containing protein 10-like. NCBI's taxonomy places the organism in Eukaryota, Metazoa, Chordata, Mammalia, Rodentia, Cricetidae. The transcript has 3 exons. The coding region runs from base 568 to 1641 and encodes 357 amino acids. The record is from RefSeq and is a predicted model, not a curated record.